Molecule: messenger RNA, 1772 nt
Organism: Coregonus sp. 'balchen'
Lineage: Eukaryota; Metazoa; Chordata; Actinopteri; Salmoniformes; Salmonidae
Source: the annotation of a GenBank genome assembly
CUCUUGGAACAAUUUGGAACUGCGUAAUUUACUUCCUGUGCCAAAGUGCAAGGUCUGACCUAGCCAGCUGGCUAACAGCGUGAAUUAUACCUUCCUGAUAUGUUUUCUCACAUAUUUUGCAAGAUAGAAGCCAGCAAAAAUGGUAAGUUGUGUCUGAGUAUAUGUAUACAUGGUUGGUAAAUUAGUUAUUUCUUAUUGUCGUUUGACUCAAUAUUAGACUAGCUGUCAGUUGGAUAGCCAGUGAAAUAGAAUUGAGUAAAACAGAAUAGAAUACUGUUAGAAUAAAUUGGAUGAAUGAGGAUGCAGCUACAUCAUCGGUUAUCUGUUGUGUGACUUCUUGCUCUCUAAACAGCUUGUAGUUUAAACAAAAACAAAGUAGUUUUAUAUUUCUCAUGUCUCUCCAUCUGUUGCUCUCUGCCCGUCUCUGGCUAUCACUACCCUCUCUCUCUAUCCCACAGCAUAGGUCUACAACACUCUUCCCUCAGCUGGCCUACCAUGUGCUGGCCCACUGCAGAGGAUACUGUGUGUUGAGAGGCAGCUCAAGGUCGCUACUCUGUGGCCCACAACCCCAUGGACUCACCCGACUGGACCCAAGAUGGACGCUUAGUAUCCAACACAGCUACCCAGUACCCCCAUCCCCCCACCUCACUGCUCUCACCAAAUACUCGGACUUAUCCACACAAAAAUACAACCUCAUCUACUCCUUACCUCACAUCAAAGUCCUCAGAACGGUCUCCAGACUCAAACUGCUCCAAACCGGAAUCACCAUGCUCUUACUCCCGCCCGUCUACUACAUGUAUUCCCAAGGAGAUGCUUCGUACCUACUGGUUAGCUACAGUACGGGAAUAGCGGCGUUCGCCGCCGUAAUGCUCUACUCAGCUAGUCACUACCUGAGACGCGUCGUUGGGAUGAUGUACCUGGAUGAGUCCCAGACGACGCUGAAAGUGUCUCACCUGACGUUCUGGGGACGGAGGAAUGACGUGUAUCUGCCCGUGAUGGACGUUAUGACUCUGGGGGACACUGGGGACUCCAUAGGGGAGACUAUAUUGAGGUUGAAGCGAUAUAGUAGUUCUGAGACGCUGUACUUCUCCACUAGACUGGGACGUGUGGUGGAUAGGCAGGCCUUUGAGAAAGUGUUUGGGACUUUGAUUUGAUGUUUUUAUAGGGCUUUGCAGAACACUGAGCCGAACAGAGCCCAGCCAAACCAAGCCGGCCUGGUUAUGCAUCCACCAUAGUUCCACCAAACAUCCAAGCCAGCACAGUUCGGUUCGACACAGUAGUGUGAAAGGGGUAUUUUGUGUUUUUGUGAGCAUUUGAAAUGUUGUAUAUUCAGCAGCUAAAGAGAUGACUCCCUACAUAUACUGCAGUCUGUUCUGCCCCAUUUCUUGACUACUGUGUGUGGCCAAAAGAAACCGUGACAUUUGUAUUGGACAACUGCUCAGACUCACAACCUUCAAUAAAUACACCCUGAUAAUUUAUUUUAAGGUACAGUACACAAAAUACCCUAUACAGAAAAUGUCUACAGUUAUUUGACCUUUAGAAAGUCCAUUGCAAUCAAUCAGCCCACAUUCACUUAUGGAAAUCAUUUUCUUAAAGCAUUGGCGUGAAGAAUAUACAGGAGUGUAUACCCUGCUGGUCAUCUAUGAACAUCUUGGAAGAAUCAUCUGGCUUUAAUGCCCAUGUACCCUUAAUCACCACCCAGCACAGCCAGAAGAGGACUGGUUCCUCUAGGUGUCUUCCGAGGUUCCUGCCUUUCUAGGGAGUUUUUCCUA